AUUGGCUGAGGCUCAGGAGCGUGAGCCGUGGCGCCAGGAUUUCCCUCAGAAUAGCAGCUGAGGCUGCUUUACGAGGCGGGAUUCCUCUUCCUACCGUCUGGCCAUGGCUGCGAAAAAAGCCAUAAACUCCAAGGCUGAGGUGGCGCGGGCCCAGGCGGCCUUGGCAGUCAAUGUAUGCGCCGCCCGAGGGCUGCAGGAUGUGCUGCGGACCAACUUGUGUUCUAAGGGAGCCAUGAAAAUGCUUGUUUCUGGUGCAGAAGACAUCAGACCCACCAAAGAUGGCAUUGUACUGCUCCGUGAGUGGCAAAUUCAACACCCAACAGCUUCCUUGAUAGCUAAAGUAGCAACAGCCCAGGAUGACAUGACAGGAGAUGGUACUACUUCAAAUGUUCUAAUUAUCGGAGAGUUACUAAAGCAAGCUGAUCUUUACAUUUCUGAGGGCCUGCACCCUAGAAUAAUAGCUGAAGGAUUUGAAGUUGCAAAAAUAAAGGCACUUGAAGUUUUGGAACAAGUUAAAAUUAAAAAAGAGAUGAAAAGAGAAAUCCUCUUAGAUGUGGCUAGAACAUCUCUACAAACUAAAGUUCAUCCCCAACUGGCUGAUGUGUUAACAGAGGUUGUGGUGGAUUCUGUUUUGGCUAUUAGAAGACCAGGUUAUCCUAUUGAUCUCUUCAUGGUAGAAAUCAUGGAGAUGAAGCAUAAAUCAGAAACAAAAGAGGUGAGCUCUGGUUUCUUUUAUAAGACUGCAGAAGAGAAAGAGAAAUUGGUAAAAGCUGAAAGAAAAUUUAUUGAAGAUAGAGUACAAAAAAUAAUAGACCUGAAAGACAAAGUCUGUGCUCAGUCCAAUAAAGGAUUUGUUGUCAUUAAUCAAAAGGGGGCCGGUUGUGUGGUUCCAGGAGCGGGUGCAGUUGAAGUGGCAAUAGCUGAAGCUCCAGUUACAUACAAGCACAGUAUAAAAGGAAGAGCUCUUCUUGGAGUCCAAGCUUUUGCUGAUGCUUUACUCAUUAUCCCUAAGGUUCUUGCUCAGAAUUCUGGUUAUGACCUGCAGGAAACACUAGUAAAAGUUCAGGUUGAGCAUUCAGAAUCAAAACAACCUGUUGGCAUAGAUUUGAAUACAGGUGAGUCAAUGGUAGCAGCAGAUGCAGGAGUUUGGGAUAAUUAUUGUGUGAAAAAGCAACUUCUUCACUCUUGCACAGUGAUUGCCACCAACAUUCUCCUGGUUGAUGAAAUUAUGCGAGCUGGUAUGUCUUCUCUCAAAGGGUGAUUGAGUUCAAAACCAACUCUUCUAGAAGCUGAGACUUAGCACAUCUUACAUCCAACACCAUUAUAGAGCCUGAGCCAUUCUUAGUUUUUACACAGUAAAUGCAGUUUAUAUUUGGUGGUCUUAUAAGUCUCAGAGGUAUUUCAUCGAGGUACAAAGAACACAAGAAAAAAAAAAAAAGAACACAAGAAAUACUUUCACAGUAAAUAAUAUUAAUGCAAAUAUUUUUCCCUCAAAGUUCUAACUCCCUACCCUUUAU
This is a messenger RNA of Mesoplodon densirostris (Blainville's beaked whale), 1517 nucleotides long. RefSeq names its product chaperonin containing TCP1 subunit 6B (gene CCT6B). Gene Ontology annotation, molecular function: ATP hydrolysis activity; ATP-dependent protein folding chaperone; ATP binding. NCBI's taxonomy places the organism in Eukaryota, Metazoa, Chordata, Mammalia, Artiodactyla, Ziphiidae. Gene Ontology annotation, cellular component: chaperonin-containing T-complex. Gene Ontology annotation, biological process: protein folding. The record is from RefSeq and is a predicted model, not a curated record.